Messenger RNA from Seriola dumerili (greater amberjack), 723 nucleotides. It is a transcript of the gene mespaa, whose product is annotated as mesoderm posterior protein 2-like. Gene Ontology annotation, biological process: heart morphogenesis; mesoderm formation; somite rostral/caudal axis specification. NCBI's taxonomy places the organism in Eukaryota, Metazoa, Chordata, Actinopteri, Carangiformes, Carangidae. The record is from RefSeq and is a predicted model, not a curated record. The transcript is spliced from 2 exons. Gene Ontology annotation, cellular component: nucleus. Gene Ontology annotation, molecular function: protein dimerization activity; DNA-binding transcription factor activity, RNA polymerase II-specific; RNA polymerase II cis-regulatory region sequence-specific DNA binding. The coding region runs from base 1 to 723 and encodes 240 amino acids.
AUGGAGAACUCUUUCCUGUUUGACUGCGAGUCCCUGCUGGAGAAAUGUUAUGAUCCUGUGACCUACGAUCCAGCCUCCGACCCUGGUUACUUCAGCGCAGGCAGCAGCCUGUCUCCCACCUCGUCUGUGGACUCCUUUUCCUUCUCCCCCACCUCCCUCCAGGCUGCCGGAAAUGAACAAGACGCCUUGGACUGUCUCCUCUUCAGCAGCUCUGAAGCACCUCGUCUUACCCACGAGACACAGACUCUGCCCUGCUCCACCACAAAGAAAUCAAGGUCCAGGUAUCCGGGGAAGAAGCGCCAGACAGCCAGCGAGAGGGAGAAGCUGAGGAUGAGGGACCUGACCAAGGCAAUGCAUCACCUCAGGACAUACCUCCCACCCUCAGUGGCGCCCGCCGGCCAGACCCUGACCAAGAUCGAGACGCUACGCCUCACCAUCCGCUACAUCUCCUACCUGUCGGCCCAGCUGGGCCUCAGUGAGGAGGUGCUGGAGCAGAGGAGAUACUCGGGCUUCAUGGAGCAGCCCCAAACCCUCAACCAGUUCCUGGGUCAGCCAGCAGCCAGCUACAGCCCACAGGAAUCAAGCUGUAAUACCAUGAGCACAGCCCAGCUCUCCUCUCUGCAGCACGCAUAUCAGGUUUCUAGUGGAGAUUGCUUCAUCAGCGAGCAGUACUGGUCGCCACAGCAACAACUAGAAAAUGUCACAUUCUCUGGACAGUGCUGA